This is a messenger RNA of Histoplasma capsulatum G186AR, 1133 nucleotides long. RefSeq lists its product as uncharacterized. Gene Ontology annotation, molecular function: ATP binding; protein kinase activity. Bases 1 to 1008 code for a protein of 335 amino acids. The record is from RefSeq and is a predicted model, not a curated record. NCBI's taxonomy places the organism in Eukaryota, Fungi, Ascomycota, Eurotiomycetes, Onygenales, Ajellomycetaceae. The transcript has a single exon. Gene Ontology annotation, cellular component: cytoplasm. Gene Ontology annotation, biological process: protein phosphorylation; signal transduction.
AUGAGCCAAAUAACACCCGAAGACACGUUUACCCAAAAAGUGCGCCUUCUGCGAGCCGAUUACCAGAGAAAGAGGGACAGGAGUAACCUUGUUCCUCCAGCUGGUCGACCAGUGAUAGACCUAAAAGUGGACAUGGUUGACGGCGUUCUCUACUACACGUAUUGGUACGAAGGCGAGGCUCGUCAAGGCCAGUGCAUCCGGUUGGCUGCCAUACCUGGCACCCUUUCUGGUGACAUACUCCGUCUAGAGCAGAACCUGCCUCUGCUGGAAGGCGACUACGAAGUUGUUGGUGACCAAUUACGCCCUCUCGAACAUGCUCCACUGCCUCCUGAGCUAGACGAUGACUCUGAGGAUCUCAGUGCUCUUCUCGCAUUGCUGCCUGUGGUGAAAGUCGACACCAAUAAACAUUUCACCAAGAAGGGCAAAUACAAGAGUGAGAUUCAAAACCUGCUCAAAUGCCAAGGCGGAUCCUGUCCGGGAGCGCCAAAAUCCAACCACAUCAUUCAGCUACUCGGAAAAUCAUCUGAGGAUGAGCUGGUAUUCGAGAAAUUCAGGGCGCGCUACACCUUAGCAUUAGUGUAUACCCUUGCUGUGUACAAAAGCUGGAUUCUACAGCUAAUCUCUGGGCUGAAGUGCCUCCAUUCCCUUGGGAUAGUUCAUCGCGAUCUCCGCAUCGACAAUCUGGUGUUCUCUUCCGAUGGUUCUCGCCUACUUAUCUGUGACCUCGAGUCUCGUUGGGGGAAUCAUCUGGCGCCCGAGAUCUCCCACGAGCCGGUGUUAGAAGCUGGCUGGACUGAAAAGUCGGACAUCUACGAUCUAGGUUAUGUUAUAAAGGGCAUGAUAUACGGAAACGUCCCGAUUACACAUCAGGUGGAAUGGCAUGUUCCCGAACCUCUGGAUGCCAUUGUGGAUGCUUGUACUCACGACGUGCCAGAGGAACGUCCAAGUCUCGAUGAUUUGUACGACAUGGUUAAUGAAAUCGACUUAAACAUGAAGACACACGUGUAGCUCGGUUGUUUUGAAGAGGAUUAAUGAAAAUAAGCAGGGCUAUUAGCAGGGAGCCAAGAAUUCAUGUAUGACAUUAGUUAGGAAGGUCCUAGUUUAGAGACAAAAACGAAAGAAAACCAAUCGCU